This is a messenger RNA of Gigantopelta aegis, 1506 nucleotides long. RefSeq lists its product as uncharacterized. NCBI's taxonomy places the organism in Eukaryota, Metazoa, Mollusca, Gastropoda, Neomphalida, Peltospiridae. Bases 1 to 1506 code for a protein of 501 amino acids. The transcript has 2 exons. The record is from RefSeq and is a predicted model, not a curated record. Gene Ontology annotation, molecular function: zinc ion binding.
AUGGAUGAGUUGCCAGUGGAAGCUUUAGUUCGUUAUAAGGCCAAAUUAGAUAUUGUUGGACUUCACCAGUGCCCGUACAAACUAAAAGCCGACGAGUGGACCAAUAACCCGAAGCAGUGGCCCAAGAUUGAAUAUCCCGAUGUUUACCACUAUCUCAUUAAUACUCCAGGGGUUUUCAGCCAACAGCCAAAAGCAAACCAUCGGUCUUUGGAAGCCUACAACUUUUUUGUAUCUGGAUGGGUCCAAACUGUUUUGCACAUUAAAGUUGGUACCAAUACUGUUUUGAAAGCUGACGUGAAACCUUCCUGGCGGGUAACAGAGGACUGUCACCAUUCUUGGGUAGCAGUUGACAACAGUGUAUGUGUACUUACUGCACACUGUGACUGUAUGUCAGGUUUGGGGGAAUCUUGCUCACAUAUUGGUGCCUUGCUAUACAAGAUGGAAGCAGCAGUCCGUCUCGGAUACACAGACAGUGCUUGCACUGAUGUUCCUUGCCAGUGGAAUCAGUGUUUCACCAAAAAAGUGACACCAUCGCCUGUGGCCCGUAUUAACUUUUACACCGAAAAGGUAAAAGAAAAAGUAAGAAAGUGUAAUAUAAUUAAGAAACAUGCUACACCUGCCACUGAAGAUGAACAAAAACUGUUUCUUGCUGGGUUACAAAGCACAGGGGAAAAUAUUGUAGGAUUUGUGGCAUUCAGUGAAUAUAAUGAGUGUUUUAUGAAUGACAAACCACUGCCUAAGGAAAGAAGUAUUCCAAUUAAAUACAGAGAUUUUUAUUUCAAAGAAGAAUACACUUCAGCCAGUGACACAUAUUUAUUGGGCAUUUGUCAAAAGGCAGACAUUCCACCAAUCACAAAGGAACAGAUUGGCUAUGUGGAAGAGGUAACCAGGGGACAGGCUUCAUCACUGGAUUGGCAUAAUCAGAGGAAUGGACGGAUUACUGGAUCUGUGGCUCAUGCCUUCUUGAGAACUGACCCCAAUCAUCCAGCCCAAUCUCUAAUUUACAAGGCAUGCUCUACCAGCACAGUACAAAUCAACACAGCUGCAAUUUCAUGGGGCAAGGAGCAUGAAAAUGAUGCUUAUGUGCUUUACGAAUCCAUUAAUGACAGCAGGUUCCAAGUGGACAAUAAAAUAUCAGGACAUAUUCUCCCACUGUCCCGAGGAGUUCAUACAAACUUCCAUGUGCGGAAGUGUGGAUUUAUGAUUUCGGAUGAAUUGCCGUUCCUUGGUGCCUCACCUGAUGGACUUUGCUGUUGUGACUGUUGUGGUCAGGGGGUACUUGAAAUAAAAUGCCCCUACAAAUUUCGAAAUAUUGAUUUUGACAAUGCUGCUAAAGACCCCUACUGUUGCAUCACAGCUGACUACAAAUUAAAAGUUAACCAUUCUUAUUACACGCAAUGUCAGUUUCAAAUGUUUGUUGCCAAUGCAAGCUACUGUGACUUUGUAUUUUGGACCCCAGUUGAUGUUGUCGUGACACGGAUUUCGAUUGAUAAUGAUUUUGUCUGA